Messenger RNA from Mangifera indica (mango), 375 nucleotides. RefSeq names its product RNA-binding protein 12-like. The transcript has a single exon. Bases 1 to 375 code for a protein of 124 amino acids. The record is from RefSeq and is a predicted model, not a curated record. Lineage: Eukaryota; Viridiplantae; Streptophyta; Magnoliopsida; Sapindales; Anacardiaceae.
AUGGCUUCGAGCAACAAGUGUUUGAUCUCAGCUUUCUUUGUUGCUUUGACAAUAUUUUCUUCCAUGGAUGUUGGGUUAGCAUCUCGCCGUCUACUGCAAUUGCCACCGUUACCCACUUUGCCAAAUUUGCCUAAACCGUCCGCAUUGCCGCCUUUGCCUUUGGUGCCUACACUGCCGCAGCCCACGUUGCCAACACUGCCAACGACAGCACAACCAUCUUUUCCAAACCCCACUUUGCCACCACUUCCAACGGCUUUGCCCACCAUUCCUUCUGUCCCAAAGCUCACUCUCCCGCCAUUGCCAAGCAUACCUUCAAUUCCAACUACGAUUCCCUCUAUUCCAUUGCCAUUCCUCUCUCCACCUCCUUCAAAUUAA